AUGAUUCUCGUCCACGGUGUCGGUCAAGGACCAUCGGAUUGGGCUCUGAAUGUCGCGAACAACGUUCUGAAGGGAGCGGAGCGCUCCGUCCUGGUGGUUGACUGGUCCCAAACAGGCGAAGAAUCCUUCCUGGAUUUCGAUUACGCGCAAGCUCUGGCGAACGCUCUGCUCGUUGGCCGGCAAAUUGCGGUUGUCAUCAAGAACUUUGUCUUGCGCAAGAAUCUGCUCACCCUGAAAAACGUCAAGACCGCUCACAUACAUUUCGUAGGCUUCGCGGAGGGUGCGCAGAUGGCCGUUUCCUUCGCUGACCAUCUCUACGAACUCACCGGGAUGACCAUCUAUAGGAUGACGGCCCUCAACCCGACGUCCCCGUUCUUCGAGACGUUCAACCAGUCUAUCUCCCAGAAAACAGCCAAGUACGUCGAUGUCGUGCAUACGUCCGCGGGUCUAUCGGCACCGGGCUUCUACAAUCACAUACGAAUCGGUCAACUCGGUAUCAUGCGACCCUUGGGACACCUCGACGUAUACUUCAACGGGGGCACAACCCAACCCGGCUGCAAUGCGAUAAAUGACUUACUAUGCAGUCACCGGCGAGCUUUCGAGUAUCUGCUGUUCGCCACCGACCCCAGGACCCCUUGUGUUUUCAACAUGUACAACUGUACCGGGACCGCACAGCUCGGAUCGAUGUGUGGAAAGAGAAUAUUAGCGGAUAUCUAUUCUUUAGAAUACAGCCUGUUGAGGGAACCCAGGGGAAUUAGGAUGGUCAAGGUUUCCCACAGGCCACCGUUUUGUGAAUGA
This is a messenger RNA of Galendromus occidentalis (western predatory mite), 798 nucleotides long. RefSeq names its product lipase member I-like. The transcript has 4 exons. Lineage: Eukaryota; Metazoa; Arthropoda; Arachnida; Mesostigmata; Phytoseiidae. Bases 1 to 798 code for a protein of 265 amino acids. Gene Ontology annotation, molecular function: lipase activity. The record is from RefSeq and is a predicted model, not a curated record. Gene Ontology annotation, biological process: lipid catabolic process.